Cylindrotheca closterium is the source of this 1128-nucleotide messenger RNA. The record is from the annotation of a GenBank genome assembly. NCBI's taxonomy places the organism in Eukaryota, Bacillariophyta, Bacillariophyceae, Bacillariales, Bacillariaceae.
AUGUCUAUAAUAAUAGAAUCAAAGCGAGACAAUGGAAGAUCCUCAGUAUCAUCACUGAUUGCCACAACUUCUAUGGCUGCUGUCAUCAGUCUGGCAUCGAUGGCUAUGUUAUUUGGUUUUGGAUGGACGCCAUGGAAGAACCUGUCACUGUCUUUUCGGAGCAGUGACGACGACGACGAGAAUGAAAUGCCUUAUGUUGAUGGACAAGAGGAAAAGGUGGCAGGUGAGACCAGCAGUCGGACAGUAGAAGCCCAAGAUUCGAGUGUAUUGCCUCAGCAUUUGCGUCGGGCCAUAUGGAAGGAACAAAAACGAAAAGAAAGUGUCCGAUUCCUGGCCAUGAAGAAACCAAUGUACGAUAAUAUUGAAAUGUACGAUCCCGAUGGAGAUUUGUUAUGUACAAUUGCUAUAAAGAAAGCAAAUUGGUAUGUCAAGAAGGAUUUGGGAACCUGGAACAAGACCAAGACGGCCAUACACCUUCGAUUCAAGCCACGAGGCAAGUCGGAAAACGUCUACAAUCAAUCGCAAAAACAAAACGUAUGCGUUUCGUGUGGGGAUGACAAGCACCACAUGCGACACUAUGUUGUCCCGUACUGCUAUCGAACCCUGCUUCCCGAAAAGUACAAAACACACAUGCCCCACGACAUUGUCAUCAUGUGUCCUGAUUGUCAUUUGACUUGUGAACAAGCCACCCAACGGAGGCAACAAGAACUGGAACGAAAACUCCGCAAGGAUCCAUCAACCGCCAAAAAGGUCAUCCCGAGCAAGGAGUUGUAUCAUAUUCGAAGUUGCGCCUUGGCAAUUAUGAAUCAUGGUGAUAAAUUGCCAGCUUUCAAAAAGGAUGAAUACGCGGCACUGGUACGCAAACACCACCAACUUGACGAGCAAGAAGAACUAUCAAAAGAGAUUUUGCAAGCGACUAUUGACAUGGAGUUUACCAUCCCUAAUGAACAGUUUAUACCAGGAGCUGAACUCGUUAUCGACGCCUUGAACCAAGACGAUUAUAAGAUUGCCGAGUUCAUCCAAGACUGGCGCUACCACUUUUUGGAAACGUCCCAACCAAGGUUUCUACCUACUGGAUGGGAUGUGGAUAGUCCGGUUCACUGCGACCGACCCAACCAAAGAAACUAA